UCGCUGCCGCUACCGCAGCUUCCGCCGGUAUAUUGCCCUGUUCAGAGAAAAAACGUAAAAGAACAUCCAUUGCUGCACCAGAAAAAACAGAAUUAGAAGAACAAUUUAAAUUACAAAGUCGUCCUACGGGUGAUCGUAUAGCUGCUAUAGCAGAAAAACUUGAUCUCAAAAAGAAUGUUGUUCGUGUUUGGUUUUGUAAUCAACGGCAGAAACACAAAAGAAAUCAAUUUCGUACAAAUCGUGUAAUAUCCGGACUUUCACAAAUGGCCAGCAGUAGUGAUCUUGACCAGCACCAAAAAUCACCAAUUUCACACCAUCAAAUACAACACAGUCAAUAUCAGAACACUUUAGACAAUAAAUUGGUAUCCUCGUGUAACUCAACAACUACAGCAGCAGCCGCGUCUCUAGCAGCAGCGGUUCAGGCAGCAGCCGCUGCUAGUAUGCACCACCAACUUAGAGAACAACAAAGACAGUGUAAAGAAAAUUUAUUUAAAUUUUAA
Molecule: messenger RNA, 500 nt
Organism: Meloidogyne enterolobii
Lineage: Eukaryota; Metazoa; Nematoda; Chromadorea; Rhabditida; Meloidogynidae
Source: the annotation of a GenBank genome assembly